This is a messenger RNA of Xiphophorus couchianus (Monterrey platyfish), 3716 nucleotides long. It is a transcript of the gene tgs1, whose product is annotated as trimethylguanosine synthase 1. The transcript has 14 exons. Gene Ontology annotation, cellular component: nucleus. Bases 94 to 2472 code for a protein of 792 amino acids. The record is from RefSeq and is a predicted model, not a curated record. Gene Ontology annotation, biological process: 7-methylguanosine cap hypermethylation. Gene Ontology annotation, molecular function: RNA cap trimethylguanosine synthase activity. NCBI's taxonomy places the organism in Eukaryota, Metazoa, Chordata, Actinopteri, Cyprinodontiformes, Poeciliidae.
CAGAAGAAGAAACAAGAACCAAUGUUGCAUGUUGGGUCUCUUUAUUUGUCGCCGAAUAAAUUGUGCGUCUGAAAUUUUGAGCUGAGCGCGUAGAUGCUGGAAAGAAGAAAAAUGACGGUGGUGGCGGACGUUAUUUUCUCCAUCAGUCAAACACAUGAGAAGGAAGAUGCUGUUCUCCUUCGGUGCUCCAGAGCUUUCGUGGGGGACAGAGAACUGUAUCGCUCUGAUAACAGACUGCUUUCAUCUGGCAGAGAAGUCACUGAAGUGCCAGAAUCUGAAGAUGAGGAAGAGGUAGAAAUCUUGGAUGAAGAGUCUGAGCUGAUGGCUAAGAUGGGUUUGCCUGUAGCAUUUGCCAGCUCUUCUGAACAGAAGGUUCAGAAAAAAAGAAGGCCAAACAGAAAGCCUAUCACGCGUACAGAAGAACUGCCUAGAGAUAAGGAGGAAGACAAAGAUUUCCAGCAGGUCUCCAAAGCAGCUCUGUCUGACCACGGUGUGAUUUCUGAAGAGGAACAUCAGAAUGAAGUGCACCAAGUAAUGGAUGUGGCAGAGGAGAUCCAUGACAAUUCCUGGGAAACCUACUGGGGUAAGAAGAGCAACACAAUGGUUAAGAAUGGACAGGACCUGCUGUGGAACUCCUGGCUGGAAAACCAUCCAGACACCAGUGCUCCGUCUGGAGACCAUCUUGGAGCCGUCACUGCUCCCUGGAAUAAUCCAGACACGAAAGCUCUCUGGGACCAACUGGCUGCAGAGACUUACUACUUGUAUUGGGAGCGAUUUUCAUAUUGGACAUUGCUGGGCUGGACUACUGAGCCUCAAAUGUGUAACUCGAACACUAGUGAUGAAGUGGAGACUGACGCUCUGAUACAGUCAGAAGAACAAAGUGAAGGGGAAACUGGAGCUGGGAGCCGAGAGGAAGAAAACGAAGUUGUUAUUAUGAGUAAUCUGCUCAGAGAAAACUGCAUAGUAGAGCAAAGCAGGAGCUGUGCAGUUGACUUGGAGACCAGCAGAUUCCUGUUUUUUAGAGCUGAUGUUGGAAAGCAGUCAGAUGAGGAGAUUUACUGUGGGGAACCAUCAGAUGCUGGGGAUGAUCAGAAGGAACCUGCUGGUCGCUCUCAGGACAGCUCGGCUAAACAAACAGAUUCAAAGCAAGUCGCUGUCCUACCUCAGAGAGUCUGUGACUCAAACAGUAAAACUUCAGAGAGAACAGGUGAUGAUGAGGAUGAUGAUGACGACAAGCACCCAAGAAGAUUUAUGAAAACCAAAUGCAGUCAUGAGCUGGAUGUGGAGGAGUGUCCACAGCUUACACUGAAGGAGGUUUGGUCCAAACUAGGACUCAAGCACAAGCAACCCCAGUCGGGAAUUGUCAUAAACUAUAAACAUUUCAAUGGUCCAAGGCCUAAAAAGACCAACAAGGUAGUCAGAAGCAUCAACAAACACACCAGAUUCUCUGAGAUGGAUGAAGAUGAAAUUAAAUCAAAUCAAAUUAGCCCUGCCCUCUACAAGGUUCAAAAUUUUCUUCAAAACUUGCCAAGGGAAGCUGAGAUGACGGAUGUAAAAGAGGAAAAGCCUGUAGAAGAAGAAAGAUGCAUUUAUGAAUCCACUUCAGAAACAAAAAUGAUGGAGGACAAUGAAUGUUCCUCUUCCUCCAACUUCAUUGAAAGAUCUGUGGAAGAGCCAAGUGAUGUGGAGAAUCCUGGAAGAUCACUAACAUUUCAAGAGAAGCUGGACCUUGUUCCAUCACACACACUUGAAGGACACAUGGUAAAGCAUGUGAAGAAGCCAAAUAAAAACCGUAAAAGAAGAAAGAAGCCGAAGGUUCCAGCAGAGAUGGCAGCAGACCCCGAGCUUGUCAAAUACUGGGCUCAACGCUACCGCCUGUUUUCCCGGUAUGACGAAGGGAUUAGGUUGGAUCGAGAAGGCUGGUUUUCUGUGACACCAGAGAAGAUUGCUGAGCACAUUGCCCUCAGGGUGGAACAGAGCUUUGCUGACUCCCAGGUGGUGAUCGAUGCUUUCUGUGGUGUGGGAGGCAAUGCCAUCCAGUUUGCACUCACUGGAAAGAGAGUUGUGGCGAUUGAUAUAGAUGCAGAGCGGCUGGCCAUGGCUCGGCACAAUUCUGUGGUCUACAAUGUUGUUGACCAAAUUGACUUCCUUCAAGGAGACUUCCUUCAGCUGGCGCCCACUCUGCGUGGUGACGUAGUCUUCCUGUCCCCACCAUGGGGCGGACCGGACUAUUUGAAUGCGGAUGUGUUUGACAUUCAGACCAUGAUAGAACCUGAUGGCUUCAGGAUCUUCAGCCAAGCCAAACAGAUAACAGAAAAUAUUGUGUAUUUCCUGCCCCGCAACGCAGAUAUGAAUCAGGUCGCUUCUUUGGCAGGUCCAGGCGGGAAAGUCGAAGUGGAGCAGAACUUCCUUAACAACAAGCUUAAGACUGUAACUGCUUAUUUUGGCCACCUGAUAAACCCUGAUGCCUAGCAUUUGCCGUUUAGUUUUUUUUUUUUUACCGCUUAGGAUUUAGUUUUUAUGUCUUGUUUUGGAUUUUCUCUACAGAAAUCCUAAGUCAAGUGAGAGCUUAUUUUAUAAGUGUAUUUUAUCCUUCUUUUUUGUACUUCUAAACCCAUUAAAGGUUUUACAUUAAGUUACAUUUUUAAUAAAUUAUUUUCUGAAUUGCAUUUAAUUGUGUAGAAAAUGUUUAGGACAAAUUUUAUAUAAAAAACAUGAAGUAUGUCUUUUAUAGGUUGUAAAUGCAAGACUUUAAACAUUCCAACAGUUUAAUUAAACUUAUCUGUAUGCACUUGACAAGGUGAUGCAGUGUGAAGACCUUAGUUGUUAUAAUAAGAUCUCAAACCCUGAAGGUGGUUUGGGUUGUUGCAGAAGAAUAUAGAAAGCCUCAGCAACCUAAUAAAGAAGGCUGGUUCUGUUCUGAAGAUGAUGAUGCAAAGAAGGAUUCUUCAUAAAAUCAAGAAAGUUAUGGACAACCCUGACCAUCCUCUUCAUGAGACUGUUAUGCAACAAUAGCAUGUAUUCCUCAGGCUUCUUUUGAACACAUAUUUCAGCAUAUACAAUAACUCUUUGAAGAGCCUUAGAUAAUGAGUUACAUUUAAUUUCCCUUUGAGAACAAUAAAGUAGUUUUGAACUGAAUUAAGUUGAAUUGUGUAUUGAGACAAGACACCUCAGUUUUUUUGUCUGAGCAUUUAAUUUUAAGAGUAGAAAAGGAUGAUCAAGUUUGGGGACAGAAGGGUGACUGCCUGCUUCUUAGCUGGCAAACAUGAAAUGCAGUCAUGAGUAUGCAUUUAAGUAGCCCAGUUUAUAAUGUACAGAGAGAGCAUCAUGCAGUUUAUCACAAAAUGUAUAAGGCUGUAUGAGACAAGUCAAUGAUCCUGAUUCAGCUGUGUUCUGCUGAUUCCAGGACAGAAGAGAACUGGAAAUGUAAGGCUUUCAUAACUGCAGAAACUCCAAUAUGUAAUAUGCUGUAUAUAUUUAUGAGCACACCCUGAUAUUAUGUGUAUAGGUGAAAAAGAGAGAGAAAACAGGCAGAGACAGUAGAAACAAGAUCACUCAAUGUACUAUAAUCAUAGUGUUAUUUCUGAAGUUUUAAUCUUUCCUUUGUUUGCUAACUGUCUCUGGACAUUUUCAUGUGCUUUUCAAAACAACUAUUUCUUUUCAUCAAGCAUUUCAAAACCAACAAUUUUCUGUACCAUUAAAGCUACAGUAAGUAA